AUGGGUUGUGCAGUAUCAACAAAAGACAUCAAUCAAGAGUAAUUAACUUUUGAUAUUGAUGAAUUCAAUAAUGAGAAUGAAUAAGCAAUUCUUGAAAUUCAUUCUCAUGUUGAACCUAAAGCCUUAUUGUUACGAACAUAACAAAUUAUUCAUAUCGAUCAAGCAGAUGAUAGCUUUUAUAUCUAUAAUAAAACACCAGAAAACACUAUCCCAACAACCUACUCAAGUUAUUCAGCUUUAACUUCUAAAAAAUCUUGUUUAAAAUAGACAUCUCAUUUUGGAUAAUCAUUUAAAAAAUCUAAAGAAAAGAAUGUCCAUUUUGAUAAUCAAAUCAAAGUUAUAUUUGGAAAUAAAGCUUUUUUAUUUCGAACAGUUAAAAAAACAAAAAAAAAAUGUUCUAAAAUAAAUCUUGAUGAAAUCUUUUGA
Messenger RNA from Paramecium sonneborni, 426 nucleotides. The record is from the annotation of a GenBank genome assembly. Lineage: Eukaryota; Ciliophora; Oligohymenophorea; Peniculida; Parameciidae.